UCUGGCCGGGGGUGAAGUUUCUCCUGCGUUUCCGCUUGAACGGCAUCCAGCUGCCUCGCCUUUAAAAUGCCAGGCCGGCCGCCGCUCCGCUCAGAACCCCCUCUCGGCGGCUGGUUCGGGCUCGCCCGCUCCGCCGGGGCGCUGACUCAGCCGCAGCCGGGCUGCCGCGCACACAGCCCGGCCUGGCAGCGCCCCCUGCGCCCCGCCGACCCCGGCCGGGAGGUGCCGCAGCCAGCCAGGGCCCCGACAGCGCACGGGACAGGCCUUUCCAGCCACGCCAGCGCCACUGCCUGCUCUCCACGGGAAGGUCACUGCUCUCACUGGCUCCCGGCUGUGAUGUCUCGCCACCCCCUCUUCCUCUGGCAGCAGCCCCACCCAGGGGGCCGGCCCACCCUGGGGCCCUUAUGAAGAGGUGACCACUCCGACCAGCAGGGGCGGAAGAUGGUACCAGCCAGCCUGGAGCCGCAGGAGGAGCCUGCAGCCGCCGCCCUGCGAUGGAGGAGCCCACGCCCGAGCCCGUCUACGUGGAUGUGGACAAAGGGCUGACCCUGGCCUGCUUCGUCUUCCUCUGCCUCUUCCUCGUCGUCAUGAUCAUCCGCUGCGCCAAGGUCAUCAUGGACCCUUACAGCGCCAUCCCCACCUCCACCUGGGAGGAGCAGCACCUGGACGACUGAGGCGCGGGGGGGCGGGGGCGGGCUGCCCCGAUGCACCCCGGCGUCCCCACAGACACGGGGGGUGGACCUGGCCCCCAGGGGUGGGAAGAGUCACUGUAGCCUUGCCUGCUCUCACACGAGCGCCAGGGGGACACACUUGGGGUGCUGUGGGGGGUCCAGCCGCGGCCCGUUGGGAGUCACGUGGGCGGUCGCCUUCCCUGGCUCCAGCGCAGACGCCCCUCCAACACACCACAGUGGUCUCGCUUGGAGGGGACCUUCUGCCCCGGAGAUGCGGAGUAGCGCGUGCACCGGCCCGGGGGCUCCCGGCUCCGAUGUCCCUCCUCCCCCGACCCCAAGCGCCACCCAGCGCGCCGUCGCGGAAGGAGAUGGAGGUGUCUCCUCGGAAAACCCAAUGAAGGCGCCGGGGCUGCUUGCCAGCCGUAUUUUUUUAAACUAAAACAGAGAGGGGUAUAUUUUUCCUGCUGCAGGUGAAAUGUGCAUUUUAGAAAUUUGGGAAAAUACAAAAAAAAAAAAAAGAAGGAAAGGGAGGAAAUAACACUUAUAAUCUCCCCUCCCAGAAGCCGCCACUUUGAAAUAUUCUCCCGGCCUUUUUUUUAACACGUAUUUUUAAAAUAGAUUCGCACGGCAUGCAUGGCGUCGCCCCACCCCAGCCACAGCAUGAAGACACCCCCCUCCCUCAGACGCCCUCGCACCCCACCCGGUGAGGGGCUGCGGAGAGUCCCGGCAGGUGGCAAGGUCGCAGUUUAAUAAUCAUGUCCUUUGGUCAAAC
Molecule: messenger RNA, 1443 nt
Organism: Phyllostomus discolor (pale spear-nosed bat)
Lineage: Eukaryota; Metazoa; Chordata; Mammalia; Chiroptera; Phyllostomidae
Gene: CTXND1
Product: cortexin domain containing 1
Exons: 3
Coding region: 495-674 (59 amino acids)
Source: RefSeq, a predicted model, not a curated record